This is a messenger RNA of Lethenteron reissneri (Far Eastern brook lamprey), 6492 nucleotides long. RefSeq names its product galactosamine (N-acetyl)-6-sulfatase (gene GALNS). Lineage: Eukaryota; Metazoa; Chordata; Hyperoartia; Petromyzontiformes; Petromyzontidae. The record is from RefSeq and is a predicted model, not a curated record. Gene Ontology annotation, molecular function: arylsulfatase activity; N-acetylgalactosamine-6-sulfatase activity.
GCGCGCGUGAUGAUGAAAGUCCGAUAUAAUACGUCACCUGUUCGACUGGGUUCAGCCGGCGUUUGAAGCUAGCGGACACGAGACACACCUUUUUAAAGGCACGUGCCGCAAUGUGUGGGGUGGUGGUUGUGCUCCUAUGCUCGCUGUGCUUGGGUCUGGCCUCCAGCUCCAAGCCCAACAUCAUCAUCAUGCUAAUGGACGACAUGGGCUGGGGAGACCUGGGAGCGUUUGGGAACCCAGCCAUGGAGACCCCAAACCUCGACCGCAUGGCGGCCGAGGGGAUGCUGCUGCCGGAUUUCUACACGGCCAACCCGCUCUGCUCGCCCUCGCGAAGUUCACUCCUCUCUGGCCGCCUGCCCAUCCGAAAUGGCUUCUACACGACCAACGCACACGCUCGCAAUGCGUACACCCCCCAACAGAUUGUUGGUGGUAUCCCUGACUCUGAGCUGCUGUUGCCAGAGCUGCUACAGAAUGCUGGCUACAUCAACAAGAUUGUGGGGAAAUGGCACCUGGGACACCAGCCGCAGUUCCUGCCCCUCCGGCAUGGCUUCCACGAGUGGUUCGGCUCCCCCAACUGCCACUUUGGGCCCUUCGACAACGUGGACACUCCCAACAUCCCCGUGUACAACAACAGCGCCAUGCUGGGCAGAUAUUACGAAGAAUUCGAAAUCAAUCGCAAGACGGGAGAGUCCAACCUCACCCGUCUGUAUCUGCAGGAGGCCCUGGAUUUCAUCGGACGCGAAAGCGACGCCGGCCGCCCGUUUUUCCUCUACUGGGCGGUGGACGCCACCCACACUCCCGUCUACGCCUCUCGGCCCUUUCUGGGAACGAGUCGCCGAGGCUUGUACGGGGACGCGGUGCGCGAGAUCGACGCAGCCGUGGGGCGGAUCCUCUCCGAGCUGCGCUCGCGCCGCCUCGACACCAACACGUUCGUGUUUUUCACCUCGGACAAUGGAGCGGCACUCAUGUCAGGACCCAAGGAAGCUGGAAGCAAUGGGCCCUUCUUGUGUGGCAAGGAGACCACGUUCGAAGGCGGCAUGAGGGAGCCAGCCAUAGCCUGGUGGCCUGGGCGCAUCCACCCAGCUACGGUGAGUCGGCAGCUGGGCACGGUGAUGGACCUAUUUGUGACCGGGCUGGCGCUCGCUGGGCUGAGGCCACCCUCCGACCGGCAGCUUGAUGGCCUGGACCUGAGCCCUGCGCUGUUCAACAACCAGACCAUACCCAGACCCGUGUUCUACUACAGGGGCAAUGAGCUGAUGGCCGUGCGCUGUGGCGCCUACAAGGCACACCUGUGGACGUGGAGCAACUCCUGGGAGGAAUUUAAACAGGGAGUCAACUUUUGUCCAGGACAACAUGUUGACGAUGUGACGACGCAUAACCAAACGGAGCACACGAGCCUGCCCCUCAUCUUCCACCUUGGGCGUGAUCCUGGAGAAAAGUAUCCAAUCAGCCCCACCGAGGCAGAGUAUCAGGAGGCGCUCGCCACCGUCUCCGAGGCAGUGGAGGAGCACAGGACGAACCUCGUAGCCGGGCAGCCCCAGCUAAACGUGUGCGACGUUGCCGUCAUGAAUUGGGCACCUCCCGGAUGCGAGCUGCUGAAGAAGUGCCUGAAAGCCCCGCAGAGCAGCCCACAGAAGUGCGAGUGGCCUCACUAGGACAUCUCCGACGCUGGCACCUCAAGGCCUUGGUGCAAUAGAAGGCUGUUCGUGUGAUCUUCGCAGGGUUCAUAUAUACAGCAUUGGCAUUUCAACCGGUGGUCUUUACUCAUACAGGGUGGAGAGCCUAUUGGGAUAAUUAGUCUCUUGCACAAGGGUGACCUGGGAUGAAUCAGGCUGUAAUUAAAGUGUGUGUUUGGAGAUAGCUGGGUGGUUUCCAUGGUUGGAGCACUAAUCUGGCCCUGCAGAGUUCCUGGGUUAGAUUCCAGACAUCUAUCCUCGUUUCAUAAACAGCUGUCCUGAUUCGUUCCACCUCACUUUGCACAAUCCUGUAUAUUCAGUCUUGGGUUUUACAUUUCUUUCUUUAACGUUCUUCGGUUUUCCUGGUCUUAACAUUGUUCUUGCAUUCGAGAUCCCAAAUUUGAAUAUCUCGACAAAAUCCCCCUUGAAAGGCUUUCUCUGGGCAACCUCCCCUCCAAACAAAAACACUGAAGGGUUUCUGUGAACGUCGUCCGCGCACUCUCCAAUAUUCUGAGCCAUCAGGAAGCGUAGUCGUCGUCAUUUCCCAUUGCCAUCCCCCCAACCAGAGUUUUUCAGGUGACACCAUUACCGCAUUCAGUUGUCCAUCGUACCCAGGAUGCAUUCUCCCAGGUCGGCCCCUUUAACGCUGGCAGCAGCAAGAACACCUCCUGGCCUGGGCGUGCCUGAGCCUCUUGAUUUGGUCGCUUCAGGGUUCGCGACAGGCGGUCACGACCUCCGUAAGCGACUCGGGGGGGGGGGUGGGGGGGGCCUCGCAAGCAGCCUCCUACUUGGACCGUUGCCUGCCUCCCACGACCAGGCCCAGUACUGUAAAUUAACUCUCUCUUCCUAAUGUUUAUAGACUACAUUCCUACGCGUCCUUUGCUGCGGGUCACCAAAGUCAUUGAACUAUCUUUGGCCUAUGCCUGUGCAGCUGCGCCCUAGUGGCGUUAUUUUCGAGUGUCUUCCAAACAUAGGGACACGUUCGCUCAGCUCCUGGUUUCCCAUGCGCCGCUCUGCUGGCAUUCCAUUCUGAACUGUACAGUUAUAUUACUGUUGGUGGCAUGCCAUGUAUCUCUGCAUUCGUAACCGAUGUGUGUUCGAAACGCUUUUCAGCCGUUCAUUCUGUGUGCGCUGGAGGUUUUUUUCUGUACAAUCCUGGAGGGCUGGAUGGCCUCUGUGCGUGUGUGUGGCCAUGCGUGUGUUUGGGGAACAAGGUGCACAUGGCCUGGCACAAGCGUCGUGGUGACGUCACCGCCACUUAGUGGCGAAUGGCGGUUGUUGUUGUUUGGGGAACGUGGGCGCAGUGGUUUCGUGCUACAAAUGCGGUGGCCCGAGUGUGAUUUCCAUUCCACAGCAAAUAGUGUGUGGUGCUAUCAGAACUAACUAUGGCUAUCACUCAUUCCCCAUUAAUUCAAUCCAUCAUCAAUCACUGUCAUCAAUUUCGUUUCCACUGAAUUCACGAAUCGCAGAUUCGCCCAUUGCUUCCUCUCAUCUAUUUCAUUCACCUCAUCUCCACCAUUACAUGCAUAUGUACCAUUCUUAACUCUCUGUAAAGUUCCUUGGUUAAGGCGCUAUAUGAAUUACUUUAGGAUAAGUAUAGGUCUCCCCCUACGUAAAUUGAAAGACUUGAAACGAGUAACUGCUUCAUGUGGACAUAUGAGCACCGGGGAAACGAAGGCGACAUGGCCGUGUGUUGUGUUGGCCACAUCUCUUACCCUCUUGUGCCAUGUAGGUCUCUCCCCUCCCCCCACGUUUUCUAGCCAUGUAUUCCACAUUGUGUUUUUGGCAUCACGUCAUGAAACAAAGAAUCCAUUGAGAAACCUCACUGCGCGUGUCAGAUAAGGCGCAUGGAAGAGAUUUUCCACAGGGCUUCUGAAAGGGCACACUUUCUCACAAAGCUCUGCUAUGAGAUUGUAGCAUGAAAGUAAAACAGAAUUGUAGUUCUAAGAGAUUGAAUUUAGUCAAAUCUGAAGUGCAAAAAUAAAACUAUUGGUCGGUUUUUGUGUAGUCAUUGGUAACUGGGCUGAUGUCAAUUUUCUAGACUUCAAGAACUCGGUUUGAUCAUUUGAGCGAAUGCCCAGAUUUGAACGGUGCCAGCUCACCGCUUGACCUCUGAGCCGCCGCUGACACCAUGUAGGUCUUAAUAGUUGCUCUUCAAGACUACUUGCUCCCAACAGUCCAUAAAGGCAAAGCCGGUGGUCUUUGUAUUGGUAUAGGUGAAUUGCGUGCGUUCUGAGAACGGUGCGUGGUGUAUUGGUCCGUGUGCUGCGUUACAGUCCUGGCAAGCAAAGUUCAAUUCCUAACCAUGUUCAAAUCGUGGUAAAUGGUGUAUAUGAGCAUCAGUUGGGCUUGCUCUAAGGAGGCCUCAACGUAGAAAGAGUAGUGCCUGGCUUCAUGGUUUUGUCAACAUGUGCAUACUUGGUUCUGAACUCGGCACCCCACACGACCAGUCUGAAUACGUGUUUACAAAUAUCAUUUGCCUUCAACAAUCAAUCCAGCUAAAUUGAGAAAUCUUGGUGUGUGUGUGCGUGUUUUUGUCUGGAUAGAGCAUAUAGAAACAUUUUAAAUCGGCAUGCACUCUAUGUUUUCUCACUUGACUUACGUUUGCUUGACCACAACUGUCCAAGUUAUUCUAGGAAUUUUUGGACAGUGCUCCAUGUGCUGGCAUGAGUGUGUGACUUCCUGAGAGCUUAGUGUGCGUGUCUGUGUGUGUGUGGGUCUGUGUCUGUGCAGUGUGGGAGUGGGGCGUAGGAACUAGCACACUCCACUACGAUCCUGACGGCCUGGGUUUUUGCACUGCGUCAGUGGAACUUGGCAUGUGAAGAACCUGUUCCAUGCCUCUUGCUAGGUCAGCUCAGCCUUAAAUUAACACCUGGUGCAGCGAUUUAAUAGAGACAUCAAUAUUGGAGAGACAAAGGCUCUUGCCCAUGGUUUGGCCCCACCAAUCCCUCGUGUGUUGUGCCACUCUUGGUCGUUGAUUGACCAACAUCCAUUGUGAGUAAUACCUGGACCUGACCUGGCCCCCCUUGACCAACCCUCAAAGACCAAAAUGGUGAACUUGGGCCCAAAUUCAUCUGACCAAUGCGACACAGGGAAGCCAUCAUUCAGCAGUGGAUUGACAGUAUUGCCGUGGUUGCUUCUCUGCUGUCGGAGUUUCAAAGAGCCAUGGGCCACUACAAACUAAGUUAAAUGAGGACACAUUCAGGAUGCCCGGGAUUCUUGGUUAGAUCGCUUUGACUCGCAGUUAGAAUGUUGCAAUUUUAAUUUCUUGUUGCGGAUCAACUCGGGCCAUCAUCUCGCUGAGGUCAAAAGAAUUGUGCCACCUUGAGGGCAGUCAACUAAGGUAAUUUAUCAAGAGUCCUAAACAGCAGGGCUAAAUAUCAGUCGCUCCUGUCUGGUUGUAUCCAUUUCAUGCAUUACAUGUGAAUAACAUUUGUUAUAUUCAAUGAGACCCAUUUAUGAAAGUGCAGGGACGAUUAUGCCGAUGAUGAAAACAAAGUAUCAGCUCAAAACAAGGAUAUAACUUCAGUAAUGGAUUCCACGCAUACACACACAGGCACAUAUGUGUGUUUUCUCUUAAUGGCUCUCACAGAUGCGAGUUUUUCCCUUUAGAGAAAAAAAGACCUGGCAAUGCACUGGGGGUCAAGGCAAGAAGCAUGAGGGAGGAGCAAAACAGAAUGCCGUUCUAAACAGAAGGGGAUGACUUAGUGUGCGGACCAAUGGUCUGGCCCAUAAGGUCCAAGCCACAAAACAUGCUUUUUAGGCAGAACACCAAGUUUUUUUUUCCCCUCCUAAUUUUUUUUCCCAAUAGUACCUCAUGCCUCAUUUCCACGACAAGUUUAAAAUGCGCCAGAUCUUUCCUGUGCUGAAGCCAUAAACGAUGGCCUUUCACUUUGAAAGUGGGGGCCGUGGCUCCGUGCGCUUGACCCAUCAUCCAUGCCCCCGGGUACACACUUUGCCAGUUGUGGCAAGGUUAUAACAAAAGCGUGGGUCGACAGGUAACAGACAUAAAUUCAGUAGCUCCAUGUUUCUGUUAAGAGUAGCUUGACUUACAAUCCCCUAACGCAGUAAUGUCAACGUGGAUGCACUUGUAAUCCAACAGCCGUUUAUCUCAUAAAACAUCAAGUAUGAACAACAGGAAUCAAGAACUCCGUGGGACAACGAUUUCACGUGAAACCUCUCUAUGCUUGACAGCAAAUCAACACUCCAGUUUUGCACACCUCACUCCUCUGCUGUGAGUUCACACAAGACAGUGACGCAACUUUCAUUGUAUCUGUAACAACGACGUAGUUGCUACCAAGACAGCCAUAUUUGCAGUCGUGGAAUGGAUUUUUGGGCAUCCUAAAGAUGAGCAGGAAACCCAAUGGCCCUCUUCCUGUGAAUAGGGGAAGCCCUCUUUUAAGUCCUUUCGCAUGGCCUGACGGCUCCUGAUGACGCUCUCGGCAGUCACCACCUCCCUUUCAGACUCUCGUUCAUUGGCUUCUGCUCCACACAGUGCAGCUGUGACAAUGAAGCGCACCAUGUCCCAAAUAGUUGAUCGGAAUAAAAAAUUCUCACGUAGAGACAGUGCGUGUGUGGUGACUGCGGGUGCAGGGACAGUGCGUGGCCUAGCGGUCACGAGUAGUAAUUACAGGGGUUGAUAUUAAUAGAGGCCGAGUUGUUACAAGGGGGAGGUCAUCUGGGAAGUUCGGGAACGGGCCAGGGAGUUCGAGAAUGGGGGCGUGGUUGGGCGCGGAGUGAGGGCCACGCCGGGGGAUAAAAGGAGGCGAGAGGCAAGGUUCGGGGCUGCCGUUGGAUCGGGGUCGACUGUCUUCGC